GGCCUUGUUUUAAUCAGAUUAGCGGAUUAAGGUAGUUUAUGCAGAUUGCUUUAUAACCCAGAUUGAGGGAGAGGAGAGGGAGUCUUCAGAAGGAUUUCGGGGGUGAAGGACUGCUUCCUGUAAGCAUCCAGAAUGCCGGUCAUAAACGUAGACGACCUGACAGACAAGGACAAGGCUGUAAUGGAAGUAAACCAACUUAAAAUUGAAGUGAAACUUGAGAGGUGGUUGACAUCUAAAUGCUGUGAGGAAAUCAAGGAGUACAUUCAGGCUGGAGAGGAGGAGGACAUCCUCUUCAAAGGAAUUGCAGAGGAGAAGAACCCCUUCAAGGAGAAAGGUGGCUGUGUCAUUUGCUAGACUGGACCUGAGGAGCUUUUCAUAUCUCAGAUUAGCACCCAAGGACAUUCUCCCUCCCCUCAUAAAAUGGAUUUGCAGACUGAGAAGACUAGAAGGACAUAAUAAAGAAAGAAUUUAUAAACCUUACCCAUGUAAACAAUUCCCAAUCUUCUGGCCAGAUUUGUAGCCUUAUAAUUUUAUUCUUUGAAAAGAUGCAAUAAAUAAGAGUUGUAUUUGGCAAUGGUUAUAUAAUGCUUCUGUCUCAUGUGGUGUAUAUAGUCUGAGCAAAUGGGCCCAUGUGUUGUUUCAUACACAGAAGCAACUGUCAUUAAAUGUGCUUGUUUAUAACUCA
Siniperca chuatsi (mandarin fish) is the source of this 685-nucleotide messenger RNA. It is a transcript of the gene gngt1, whose product is annotated as guanine nucleotide binding protein (G protein), gamma transducing activity polypeptide 1. The transcript is spliced from 3 exons. The record is from RefSeq and is a predicted model, not a curated record. Bases 133 to 354 code for a protein of 73 amino acids. Gene Ontology annotation, biological process: G protein-coupled receptor signaling pathway. Gene Ontology annotation, molecular function: G-protein beta-subunit binding. NCBI's taxonomy places the organism in Eukaryota, Metazoa, Chordata, Actinopteri, Centrarchiformes, Sinipercidae. Gene Ontology annotation, cellular component: heterotrimeric G-protein complex.